AUGGAUUCCGAUGAAUUCGAUGACGAUAUCGCCGAUGAGGAUAUGCUUGCUGCCUUUGAUCAAUUCUCGUCUUCUAAUGGAAAACAAAUUGUAUCCCCAUUUUUUCCCAACAGAGUUAAUACGAAUAACUCUCUUGGAUUGAAUGAUGAGCAGAGAGCGGCCCAGGAGCUCAAUGAUUUACCUUCAGAUGCAUUCUCUUCACCGGAACCUCCCAGAAAGAACGUGCAGGCAUCGGCAAGACCGGCAGUAACUGCACGCACUGGCUUCAGUCGGACGAACUCGGGGGCUUUUAGGCAGACUACAUUAUGGGGUGGCCAUGCAGCAACUGAUGAUGUUCCUCGCGCAUCUCAACCUGCGACUACCAGGGUCUAUCGCGCUGAUCUGCCUCCUGAACAACCCAGUCCGCAUCAGCUUGACAGAGAGGCGAUGAAGACUUGGGUGUACCCUACAAAUUUGGGGCCAACUCGCGACUACCAGUACAGUAUUGUCAGGAACAGCCUGUUCAACAACACAUUGGUAGCCUUGCCAACAGGCCUGGGAAAGACGUUUAUUGCUGCCACAGUGAUGUUGAACUUUUACCGUUGGACAAAAACGGCCAAAAUCGUCUUUGUGGCGCCGACCAAACCGCUUGUGACUCAGCAAAUUGAUGCUUGUUAUAACAUUGCGGGAAUUCCUCGAUCGGAGACGACGCUUCUUACUGGCGACAUUGCUCCUGCACUGCGGAGCGAUGAGUGGGAAAAGAGACGAGUCUUCUUCAUGACACCGCAGACCCUCCUCAACGAUUUGUCACACGGAUACGCAGACCCAAAAAGCAUUGGACUUAUUGUCAUUGACGAAGCACAUCGUGCGGUGGGAGAAUAUGCGUAUGCCAAAGCCACAAAACUUAUUCGUCGAUUUUCUAAUAGUUUUCGAGUAUUGGCUCUGACGGCCACACCUGGAUCAAAGGUUGAGACGGUUCAAGAGGUAAUUGAUAAUCUGGGGAUCUCGCACUGCGAAAUCAGAACCGAAGAGUCUUUGGAUAUUCGGCAGUAUGUGCAUCAGAGGAGUAUCGACCAAAUAGUUCUCGACCCUUCAGAUGAGAUCAAUCUUAUUGGAGAGCUCUUUACUGAGGCCCUCAAGCCACUGACUGAGAAGCUCAGCGCCCAAAAUAUAUGGUAUGGACGGAAUCCAAUGGCUCUCACAACUUACGGUUUGAUACAGGCGCAGAAGGAGUGGUUUGCUGCGCGCGGGCAUCGUACAAAUCAAGGUGUUCAGUUUAUGAUGCGGGCGAUAUUCAGCGUGCUGACCAGCCUUGCUCAUUCAAUCAAACUGCUGCAAUAUCAUGGUAUCCGGCCUUUUUACGAUAAUAUGGUCGACUUCCGCAGUGAACAGGAAGGGAAGGGUGACAAGGGAUCCAAGUACAGACGCCAAAUCAUUGACAGUACUAGCUUCCAAGAAAUGAUGGAUAAGAUUUCUGGAUGGCUCAAGAUGGAUGGCUUUGUAGGUCACCCAAAACUAACCGCCCUGGCUGAUUGCGUGUUGAACCACUUCAUGGACAACGGAGAGGCAACACGAGUCAUUGUGUUCAGCGAGUAUCGUGAUUCUGCCGAGGAGAUUGUGCGCAUGUUUAAUACCCACCGGCCUCUCAUAAAAGCUACUGUCUUUGUUGGACAGGCAGAUGGAAAGCGCGGCGAAGGCAUGAAGCAGAAACAGCAAAUAGAAACCAUUGAGAAGUUUAAGACCGGUGCCUACAACGUUUUAGUCGCCACGUCGAUUGGAGAGGAAGGUUUGGAUAUUGGUCAAGUUGAUCUCAUCGUAUGUUAUGACUCUUCAGCAUCACCUAUUCGAAUGCUGCAGCGAAUGGGCAGAACAGGACGAAAGCGCGCAGGCAACAUUGUGCUGCUCCUGAUGAGAGGCAAAGAGGAGGAACAAUUUGCUAAGUCAAAGGAUAACUAUGAGAAAAUGCAACAGCUCAUUUGCGAAGGAAGUCGAUUCAACUUUCGGUUUGAUCUCUCUACAAGGAUUGUCCCCCGGGAUAUACGCCCAGAGGUGGACAUGCGUCAUGUGGAGAUUCCAGUUGAAAACACGCAGAACACAUCAUUACCAGAACCUAAGAAGCGACAAGUUCCCAAGGGAAAGAAAAAACCACCCAAGAAAUUCCAUAUGCCAGAUGGCGUUCAGACCGGUUUUCAGAAGGUCAGUGAUUUUAUGAAGGUCACGCCAAACACAAAGCAGCAUUCGUCCAAAUCCAGCUCGAAGCCGGAGCGGAAUCAGGAGUUGGAUGAUAUUACCACAGUCCCUGAAUUGGAGCGUGUUGUGCUUGGUUCAGAUGAGCUUUAUGAGCUCGAUCGAACUUAUCGAAAUUUACCAUUCAGCCGUAGUGUGGUUGAAGAAACUGAUUUGCCGAGCAUGACUGCUUAUCCGACAUUACAAAGACAGUUACGACCGACUGCCCUAGUUGCUCAUGGGACUCACACAAAACGCUACAUCAAAGUAUUGCAGAAGAUGGGGGCGCAUCCUGAUAGCCUGGUGAGGCCGUGUCGCGAUGAGGAUACAAGUGAUUAUCUCGAGAUCCCAGUAAAGCCCUUUGUGUUUUCUGAUAAUGGUGAGACGGAUGCGAGCGAUGCGAGCGAUAAUCGGAAUACACCAGAUGGAAGAAAGCGACCAGUGAUUGAAGUUGAUUCGGACAACAGCGCCCCAGGAGGUGAGGCUAAGCAGCAGAAGAAGAGAAAGAUUUCAGCUCCAAAAACUCAGCCACCAACCAAAAAGACCCGGCCGAAAAAGAUUGCUCGGCCUGCCACCCCACCGGAAUUGGAUCCAGAAGAUGAAGAGCUGUUUGACUCUGAUCUUGACAUAGAUGUCGAAGAGGAGGAGCCUGGGCUACCACCUCGACUAAGUGAGGCAAAGAGACGGAAAAAGUUGAACGCAAAAUCUAAAGGCAAAUAUUCACGGAAAGCUGCCAUUGGAAGCGAUGAGAUAGGAGACGACUGUGAAAGAGAUAGUGAUCUGCUGGACGAGAGUGACUCGGACGAUGGGGCAGAUCUGCUAGAUUUUGUUGUAGGAGAUGACCAGGCAACUUCUAGCAUGCUAGAUUCUGAGGCGACAUCACCUAUACGGCCGAAUGAACGGACACCCCGAGCAGAAGCGAGAAAACCCUACUUUGUACCAACUCAGUUUACAGCAACACAAGAGAGCGAAGACGUUCCCGAGUUUGAUCUGCUUGUUGGCUCUUCCAAGAGUCGGCCGAACGAAACGUCUGCACCAGCUAAGAGGGCGCGACGGGGAAGACCUGCACUCUUGGACAGCGAUGACAGUGAUUAUUAAGAUGGGCAAUCAAAGGUCACUGGAGUUUUGAGCAGUGGCAAGACUUGAAUGGAAGGAAUGUUCAAAGAAGAAGACAUGGUAUUUAAAAUUACAGAGUUUUGAAAUUCUUCAAAGAAACUAUCUGCAUGCAGGAAGAUUAUAAAGCUACUAAUUCAUGACUAUAUGCGUCGCAU
Trichoderma asperellum CBS 433.97 is the source of this 3476-nucleotide messenger RNA. It is a transcript of the gene MPH1, whose product is annotated as 3'-5' DNA helicase. Gene Ontology annotation, molecular function: four-way junction helicase activity; 3'-5' DNA helicase activity; hydrolase activity. Gene Ontology annotation, biological process: interstrand cross-link repair; double-strand break repair via synthesis-dependent strand annealing. Lineage: Eukaryota; Fungi; Ascomycota; Sordariomycetes; Hypocreales; Hypocreaceae. The record is from RefSeq and is a predicted model, not a curated record.